UUUAUUUAAGCCCUUUCGUUCCAGGGAGAAGGUUCAGAUCAGCUUUGCUUAGUGCAAGUGUUAACUUACUGAACUAAAAAUGGGCAAAAUAUUUCAAGUGUUUGUCAUCGGAAUCAAGAAUGAAAAGAUUACCCUUGAUGUGGCCGAAUCAGAAACACAAUUCAAAAGUACAACUGUGGAAAAUGUGAAGAAGAAGUUGCGAGAUCGGAUCCCAGGAUUUGCAGAAUGCCGACUUCUGUUUGCUGACACUCAGCUGGAGGACGACAAAACAUUGUCUGACUACGGCAUCGAGGACAAAUCCACAUUAACCACAAUCGUUCAGCUGCUAGGAGGGUUUACUCAUACAGUCUGUCUGUUUGUAUGACCUCGACUCUGACAAUUUAACUGUUUGUACGCCGCGAUAUUAUUCCUGGAAGACGGUGCCACUGCCAACGGAUGACGUCAUGCGCUUUUCUUUGAGCUAACGUUAAUUUACUACCUAUAUUUGUAAGGAUCCUGUCUUUAUAAAAAGUAUUUGUUUUGUGUUUUGGAUGUUAUGUAGAGAGCAGAUUUGAAUGAGAAGUGCGUUUGCAAACACAAACA
This is a messenger RNA of Protopterus annectens (West African lungfish), 582 nucleotides long. Its product is annotated as polyubiquitin-like. The transcript is spliced from 2 exons. Gene Ontology annotation, biological process: protein ubiquitination; modification-dependent protein catabolic process. Lineage: Eukaryota; Metazoa; Chordata; Ceratodontiformes; Protopteridae. Gene Ontology annotation, molecular function: ubiquitin protein ligase binding; protein tag activity. Gene Ontology annotation, cellular component: nucleus; cytoplasm. The record is from RefSeq and is a predicted model, not a curated record. The coding region runs from base 80 to 364 and encodes 94 amino acids.